Drosophila obscura is the source of this 917-nucleotide messenger RNA. It is a transcript of the gene eIF4E5, whose product is annotated as eukaryotic translation initiation factor 4E1. Gene Ontology annotation, molecular function: translation initiation factor activity; RNA 7-methylguanosine cap binding. NCBI's taxonomy places the organism in Eukaryota, Metazoa, Arthropoda, Insecta, Diptera, Drosophilidae. Gene Ontology annotation, cellular component: cytoplasm; eukaryotic translation initiation factor 4F complex. The transcript is spliced from 3 exons. The record is from RefSeq and is a predicted model, not a curated record. Gene Ontology annotation, biological process: translational initiation. Bases 130 to 810 code for a protein of 226 amino acids.
UCCAGUCUAAUGUCGGACAUUUCCCAUUUUGAAUCAGUUUCUUUUUAAUUUCCGGAAAUUAUUCACUUGACACUCGAUACAAGUUUUGGUUUUGGUUGGAAUUCUGUUCUGUGCUGUUCUGUAAAGAAGAUGAUGGCCAGUGCUCAAGUGGCUCAAGCCGGCGUGGAGGAGACUUCGCCGACGCAGCAGCAGGAAAAGCCAACGGAACAGAAUGACGACUCUGCGGGGGAGGAGGUAAAAGACACCGAUGGGUCAUCACCACGACACGUGCGACACCCAUUGGAGAACGUGUGGACGCUGUGGUACUUGGAGAACGAUCGCACCAAACACUGGAAGGACAUGCUCAACGAAGUCGCGAAGAUCGACAGUGUGGAGACCUUUUGGAGCCUGUACUACACCAUCAGGCCACCAUCGGAGCUGAAAGUGGGAUGCGACUACUCCAUGUUCAAGCUGGGCAUCAAACCCAUGUGGGAGGACGAGGCCAACAGCAAGGGAGGCCGUUGGCUGAUCAGCGUCAGCAAGAGCUCCAAGGCGGAACUGGAUCGCCUCUGGCUGGAUAUACUCCUCAUGAUGACGGCGCGCAUCUUCGAUAACUCUGAGGAGAUCUGCGGUGCAGUCAUCAAUAUUCGGGCCAAGAACAAUAAGAUCUCCGUUUGGACUGCCAAUGGGAGCAAUGAAUUGGCCAUUCUCGAGAUUGGCCAGAAGCUAAAGCAGUUCCUCCAUCUGCAGUCGAACAAUCUGCAAUACCAGCUCCACUCGGAUGCCAUAUGCAAGGUCAAUUCGAGCGUCAAGUCGAUCUACACCGUUUGAAAAGAGGGAAGGGUAUUGGAUUGCCACGCCCCCCUCUCAGAUCUGUUUCGAUAUAUAUGCCAAAUUUGUUUGCGAUAUAAAAUUACAAUUAAAAUUUAAAGAAGAAA